Rhipicephalus sanguineus (brown dog tick) is the source of this 2219-nucleotide messenger RNA. Its product is annotated as importin-7. Gene Ontology annotation, biological process: protein import into nucleus. The transcript has 7 exons. Gene Ontology annotation, cellular component: nuclear envelope; cytosol. The annotation marks the transcript as partial. The record is from RefSeq and is a predicted model, not a curated record. Lineage: Eukaryota; Metazoa; Arthropoda; Arachnida; Ixodida; Ixodidae.
UCAUUGACUAUUUCUCCUGUGUGCAGUGCAUACCCUCGUUUGUGGAACUGGCAAUCAGGACACUAGCAGAAGCUGGUUCGGCCAUUGGUCUGCAGGUCUUAUGCCAGCAGGUUGUCAUAGCAGCCCUCUACUACAACCCUGUGCUUCUCUUUGAGACGCUAAGCAAGAUCCAGAGGCCAGACACACAGGAGAACCUACUGGACCACUUUGUCAAGAUGUGGCUAGGCAACAUUGAGUACUUCAUGGGGCUGCACGACCGCAAGAUGUGCGUGCUGGGGCUCUGCACGCUGAUCAGCCAGCGGUCACGACCACAGGCACUCUCAGAGAUGGCACCCCAGGUGGUGCCCUCACUGCUGGUGCUCUUUGAUGGCCUCAAGAGGGCCUAUGCCUACCGUGCCCAGGAGGAAGAAGAAUCUGAUGACGAGGAGGAAGACGAUGAUGACUGUGAAAAUGACGUGCUAGACUCUGACGAGGACGAGCUUGACGAUGAGGGCCAGGAGUACCUGGCGAGGCUGGCUCGCCGUGCCAAGAAGGGAUCGCCAUUCCCGGUAACUUCAGCCACCAUCGAGGAUGACCCUGAUGAUGACGACGACGAUGAGGACGAGGAGGACGAAGAAGAAGAAACUGCACUUGAAUCGUACACGACACCCCUUGACGAUGAUGAGUGCCCUAUCGAUGAGUACCAGGUCUUCAAGGAGGUCAUGCAAGGCCUCCAGAGUGCAGACCCGAUGUGGUUCGGUGCCCUGACCUCAGGCUUAUCUGCCGAGCAACAGAAGUCCCUACAGGAAGUGUAUGUGCUCGCUGACCAGAGGAAGGCAGCCGCAGAGUCAAGACGGAUUGAAAAGAGUGGCGGCUACGUGUUCCAGAACCAGACAGUGCCCACGUCGUUCAACUUUGGCGGUGCUCCUCUCUGCUAGCUGCCACAGCUCAAUGAAGGCCCUUUUGUCCCGUUUCUCUCUCUAGCUGGCCUCUUUUCUUGUUUGCCGUUCCUUUUUAGCCUCUGGUGUUUUCUUUUCUCUUCUUUGCACUCGGCUGCCUUUUCUCACCAGAGAAGGCCUCUUCUUUCUGCUGUGUGGGACACUUUGCCAAGAGACACUUCUCUGCCAGUGCAACUGUGUCCAGGGAAGCAUUGCACUUGUGGCACUGGACUAUCAAUGCAGCACGGCCGGUGCCACCCAUCUGCUGGGAGUAUGUUCCUAAAUCUACAACUGCUGCAUUGCUGCCCGUGACACCAGUGGCAGUCUUCGCCCUGUCUGCCUUGAUCGAACUCCCACACCACCGCUUUCGGUUACCAUCGGUGCUCAAAAGAGUUGAAGAAAUGACUGCCACUGAAAACACCGAAGCGGCUCUGCGUGGCCACAAACUCACCUCUUGCCAAGUCUCAAGGCCGAUCUCGAAUCGGUGAAAGCAUGCUGGUUCUUUCAAUGUACGGAAAAAACUGAGAGACGAGGCUCUGCUAGUAGCUUCUCUCGUGCCACUUACCAUUUUCCUCAACAUCCAGACGGUGGCACACGUGCAUGUGACGUGGUGACGAGUGUGUGCUGUUGUGUGCCGGACACAUUGCAGUAAAGCAAAAAUGAGAAAACUGUGGCAGUGGUGUUUAUCUCCCUGCAGAAGAUUGUGAGAAGCAUGGUUGUUUGUGCAGCUCUCUUCUACCUUUGUAGACGUGCUUUUGUGGGGAAAAGAAAAUGUGUUGGGCUGUUUGUCAUAUUCAGGUGUGUAAAGCAUGCGUAUAUUUUGACAGCGAAGGGGGCUUUGUUGUACAGCUGCUUGAUUAUCCCCCCCUGCUUUGUUUAUCGUACCUCUCACCUUCGAGCAUCUCGGCUGCGGCUCUGUGUGCUUGGGCUUUGACCUUUGUGGCUGCAGAACUAGGCUUAGCAGCCGGUAUGCGAACUUGUAACUCUGUGGGGAAGAGAGUGGGUUGUUGUGGCCUGCACGAUACGAGCCACUAGUGUACAAAUUGAAGUGAGGGUGCGAGUGAUGUGUUGAGAACAAGAGGCUACUAUUUUUUUUGUCACUCUUAGCGCACGUACUGCGUGGCACCUAGUGGGGUCACGAGACGGCUGUAGAAAACCGAGUGGCAAAGAGAAGCAGGCGAAUUUAAAAUGACAAUUGUUGCCUUAAAGGUGUGCAAAAGAGGCUUGCCUGGCAGUCUCGUGUUUUGAGUUUUGCAUUUGGAACUGUGAGAGUACUGACAAAAAUAAAACCUAUUGACACAA